This is a messenger RNA of Drosophila eugracilis, 475 nucleotides long. RefSeq names its product 60S ribosomal protein L38 (gene RpL38). The record is from RefSeq and is a predicted model, not a curated record. Gene Ontology annotation, cellular component: cytosolic large ribosomal subunit; ribosome. Gene Ontology annotation, biological process: translation; protein-RNA complex assembly. Gene Ontology annotation, molecular function: structural constituent of ribosome. Bases 133 to 345 code for a protein of 70 amino acids. Lineage: Eukaryota; Metazoa; Arthropoda; Insecta; Diptera; Drosophilidae. The transcript has 2 exons.
UCGAUUCUUAAAAUGCAACAGUGUUCUUUUCCAUCUAUUAACCGGAAAUAAAAUGAUUUUCCUUUCCUUUGCCUUAGCGGUUUACCUCAUUCAGUACGGAUAUUUGCCAGUCUUUGAUUUUUUUUAGUCAAUAUGCCUCGAGAAAUUAAAGAAGUCAAAGACUUUCUUAAUAAAGCACGCCGUUCGGAUGCCCGUGCUGUAAAAAUUAAGAAGAAUCCGACAAACACCAAAUUCAAAAUUCGUUGCUCACGGUUUCUUUAUACCCUUGUCGUUCAGGACAAAGAAAAAGCCGAUAAAAUUAAGCAGUCCCUUCCACCAGGACUUCAAGUGAAGGAGGUGAAAUAAUUCAAUUUCUUCAUUGUAUUGCCGAAAAUUACGUGUUGGCUCGCUGUAAUGGAUUUUUUUUUUUAUAAAUAAAAUUUAUUAAUGGCACCAGAGGGCAAAUGCGCAAAUGAGGUGUACCAUAUAGAAUAAA